This is a messenger RNA of Zygotorulaspora mrakii, 348 nucleotides long. It is a transcript of the gene SRB6, whose product is annotated as Srb6p. The record is from RefSeq and is a predicted model, not a curated record. Gene Ontology annotation, cellular component: mediator complex. Gene Ontology annotation, molecular function: transcription coregulator activity. Bases 1 to 348 code for a protein of 115 amino acids. The transcript has a single exon. Lineage: Eukaryota; Fungi; Ascomycota; Saccharomycetes; Saccharomycetales; Saccharomycetaceae. Gene Ontology annotation, biological process: regulation of transcription by RNA polymerase II.
AUGAGUAAUCAGGCACUGUUCGAGAAACUUGACCAGACAUCCGAGUUGCUAUCAGCAAAAUUGAUAGAGCUGAUAAAACUCUCCGCCAUCGAGCAACAGAAUAAUGAUCCUGCCGAUACACCUGCCUCGGAGCUUUCAAUCGCUACAAACGGAGUGACGCUCGUCAACAAUCAGACUAUGCAAUUGAUUAAGGGUGUCAAGGAUCUUCUGGUACUAACAAGAAGUAUCAGAGAAAAGUGGUUAUUGAAUCAGAUUCCGGAGGAUCAGAUGAAUCAGGAAAGUGAAGUAGACACUGAACAUUUACGAGAGUUGCUGGACAAAUGUAUGUCAGAGAUAGUUGGCGAAUGA